ACCCAUCAGCAGACCGCUGUUCAAAAGGGAGACAUGGGACCGUGGAGUCACCACAACUCUAACCAGGAGUAGGAAGUCGUUUUCGAGCUGAAGACGUUGACCGGAGCUUCUACUUUUCCCACUUGCAUUUCUAAUUUCUACCCAUUAAAGGACCGGAAGAGAAACAAGUUAAAUGACAACUGAAGUUAUCCGAGCUUUUUUGAUACCUUGGGCAAAGUGCCACACCUUCGCUUAGCGCAACAGCUCCUCCACACAACUGGCCAAAUGGGGUGCCGAUGCUGUAGGAUGAUAAAAAGCUACAUCUACGACCCCUCAGUGGCUGUGGAUGUGAGGAAGACUGACUCUGCAGGCAGCUCGCUCUACCAGCCCCACCACCUCUCAGGCGGGCCGCCCGGCAGUGACCCACUCAGCGGCCACAACAAGCAGAAGCAAGGCUUCCACAACCUGGGCUACAGCAAGUCCAACGACAGCACUCUUAAACUAGAGGUGGACAACAACCACGUCAACCACAGGCUGCAUGCAGCACCUUCACCUGCAAAGGAGCUGCACCAGCAGGGGAGCGCACCGCCUGCAGAGGGGGAUCUAUACAUCAUCCAGCCAGAAUCUCUAGGACCAAGAUGGGUGAUACAGGAAAAAACCCCAAGCCAGGUGCCAGUUUACCCCAAUAUACAGGAGUACGAGAACCAAAGAAGCUACGGUAAGCAGGAACACCGAGAGACAAGGAACGGGUGGGACAGCUCCAUCACUGAGUGUGUGACUGGCAGAGAAAGCCUGUCAGCAGACGAGAUUGAGAUAGACGAGGGCGUGGGAGGGACGCCGGAAUAUCUGUGCGACACAGGGGACGAAGGGAGCAUCCUGUCGGUGGACAUCCACACCAGCACCACCAGCCUGUCCUCAGCCGACACCAGGGACGAGCUUAGACUGCCAAAGACUCCGGAAGUUUCCACCAUGGAGAGCGGGAUCUCGGUGACAAAGAGCGAGGACGAGGAGGAAGAGGAAGCGAGGAACGCGGACGAGGAGGUACAGAGCGUCACAGACUCAAUGGUGGCCGAGGCUCUUGCUGCCCUCGAAGCCGCCACUGCCGGGGAGGACUGUGAGUAACCGACCUCUGCGCUUUCUCUCGCUUAUCACCCAAAACCAUUGACUUGGACUUGAAUGCGACUUGACAGAGUGUUCAAAACCACCAUGAAACUUUGCCACAGUUCUGAAUAACACCUCCUGUGUUCUUUAUCAAAGAACGUGGAACAAAUGAAGGAAAACUCUGUUUACAAAUUAAAGAACAGAUUUAUUUUUGAACUUGAAGUCUUGGAUAUUUUUUUAUUGUGGUCACACUGACAGAAGAUAAUGUCUGCCUUGUGAAAGAGGAAAUGUUUCCAAUGUUGCAAGGUUUGCAUGAAGCCACAAAUGAAGAGACAUCAGUGUAGACUGUGAAUACCGCCUGCUGCCAUAUCAGCCAGUUAGUCCUUUUGAAUAGUGUAUUUAACACUCCACAGUCCAGAUAAGCCUGUAUACGCUCAUUCACUGCUUUGCCAUGUCCAUACUGUGCUUGUAUUAGUUAAGACACUAUAUGUUGCUUUUAUCAUAUUUUGGAGCAUAGCUGUGUAAAUUGUUAGCCGACUUCCUUUGUUUAUGCACAGUCCUCGCUAAAUCUUGCUAUCUCUUCAGGAAUCUCGCCCUUGUUGCAUCGAGCAGGUGAAAGAGGAAAGGUCACCAGAUAUGUUUUUUAUAUGCUACCCAUGUUUUUGUUCCUAUUUUAUCUUCUCUUGUUAUUUAUAAUAUCUGCACUCACAUCCUUUUUGAUUUAUUGUGAGAAGAAAGUGGGCGCUGCGAAAGUCCGGAGAAGAAGAACGUGAGGUAGGAUACAGGAAACAGUCCUUAUUUAUAGCCUUUCCACUUGUGUGUCAGCAUUGAUUUCAUCAGAAUGAAACUGAAUUAAUAUGAUAUGUAAUUGGAAAUGUAGAAAUUAGUUUACACACUGUGCUUACAUUAUCAAACACAUGUACACUCACAAUUCUGAGUGAUUGUUUUUGUCAAUUAAUGUGUAAUUUCCAUGCACAAUAUUUGUGUGAGUCGAUGUCAUGUGACAAAAUAUCAGAGGAUCUAUGCACGUUUCACAUCCUGAGCAGGUUACCAAAGGAUAAAAUGGAAACUAGCCACCUGUUCUUUUCACUGAUACCACCUAGUUUCUGCAUUUUUUUCAAUAAGACCAGGUAAAGUCAAAUCACUGUUGAAUAAACCACAGAGGGGCCAUCAAUUCACCCCACUUGUUUGUUGUUUGUUUUCUGUUUAAUAGGUCAGGUUUCGUGUUUCUAGUCCGGCCUAUGACAUUAGUUCAACUCGGACGUUGCCUACGUGCCUAAUAAUGAACCAAUUGAGGCUAGACGGUGAAGAGGAAAUGACACAUACGGCUUUUUUGAAUGUGUUCAGUGUGUUGAUGCAAAAUAAGCUGUUCUCUCAAUGAAGUUCUGAAUUUGUUCCACUGCGACUCCCCUUUUCAAGUCACUUUGCCUGCCAAAUCAUUUCUACUUAUUAUAUAUUUGUAUUGUAAAAUGAAGAAAUGUACUUAAAAGUUGUA
This is a messenger RNA of Seriola dumerili (greater amberjack), 2575 nucleotides long. RefSeq lists its product as uncharacterized. The transcript has 3 exons. Lineage: Eukaryota; Metazoa; Chordata; Actinopteri; Carangiformes; Carangidae. Bases 265 to 1101 code for a protein of 278 amino acids. The record is from RefSeq and is a predicted model, not a curated record.